AUGCAGCCCCUGAACAAGUCGAUGGCUAUCUCAAAACCUCAAAACCUGACUCUGAAUGAACACCGUGAGGACUUGAACGGAGAUGUGUCUUGGCAGCAGGAAACCACACCAGUCAGGGAGACCUGUAACUCUGAGGCCUCGCGUCAAAAGUUCAGACAUUUCCAGUACUUGGAAGUGUCUGGGCCUCGUGAAGCCCUGAGCCAGCUCUGGGAGCUCUGUCUUCAGUGGCUGAGACCAGAGGUUCAUACUAAGAAGCAGAUCCUAGAACUGUUGGUGCUGGAACAAUUCCUGACCAUUCUCCCUGAAGAGGUGAGGACUUGGGUGAAUUUACAUCAUCCAAAGAACAGCAAAGAAGUGGUGAGCCUCAUAGAAGAUGUAAUUCAAGAAAAAGAUAUUCCUUGCGAGGAUUCUUCCCUUCUCCAGAAGGUGAGUGUCCAGAAGGAGAAAAUGGAAGCAGAUUCACUAACAGGCAAAUCCCAGGAACCAGUGACAUUCAAAGAUGUGGUUGUGGAAUUCAGCGCGGAAGAGUGGGGGCAGUUGGACCCCGCUGUGAAGAACUUGUUCAGGGAUGUGAUGCUGGAGAACUAUAGGAACCUCAGUUCACUGCGGAAAGAGCUUCUAUUUUCCAAACCAGUUGAGGUCCCCAAGUUGGAGAGUAAGAUACAAGGAUGGAUAAUGGAGCAAGAAAUCCCAAGAACAGCCAUACUUGACACACAAGUAAUUUCAGAAAAUCAGGAUUCAAUUUCAAAGAGAAUUUCUGGAGCAGAAACAUCCCAUGGAGUGAUAAUGACAACAUUGACCCAAAGUAGACUUCCUUCUCUAGAUGCCUGCAAAAGUGAUGAUUGGUUAUUUAGGAACUGGGACAUAAAUUUGCCACAAGAAGCUUUCAUUUAUAAGACAGUCGAUACUGAGAAGAGAGACUUUGAAUAUAGUAAAAAUAAAAAAAGCUUUGAUGUUAAGUCAGUUAACUCAGUUUUUGAUAGUCAACAAGAAGUUCCUAUGAGGAAGGAGUCCCCCAAGUGCCAUAAGUUUAAAACUAAUUUCAAAUUUAAUUUUGACUUAGUGGAGAAGCAACAUUUAGAAUAUAAGGAAUGUGGGAGCCUGAGUACAGAUAUUCAACACCCAAAAAGUCAUACCACAAUGAAUUGCUAUGAAUGUUUUCAGUGUGGGAAAGUCUUCAGCCGGAGUUCAUCCCUUGUUCGACAUCAGAUCAUUCACACAGGAGAGAAACCCUAUAAAUGUAGUAAAUGUGGGAGAUCCUUCAACCGACGAACAAACCUUAGUAAGCAUCAAAGAAGUCAUCCAGAAGUAAAGGCCUACAAAGGAAAUAUAUGUGAAACAGUCUUCAGUAAGAGUGAAAUCAGUAAUAAAAGCCCAAGUCUCCAUCCUAGAGAUAAUACUUAUGAAUGUGUUAACUGUGGAAAAUCCUUCAGCCGGAGCUCCUCACUUAUUCGACAUCAAAUGAUUCAUACUGGAGAGAAACCAUUUAAAUGUAACAAAUGUGAGAAAACCUUCAACAGGAAUUCAAACCUUAUUAAACACCAAAAACUUCAUACUCAAAGAGAAGUUCUAUAA
Molecule: messenger RNA, 1575 nt
Organism: Pipistrellus nathusii (Nathusius's pipistrelle)
Lineage: Eukaryota; Metazoa; Chordata; Mammalia; Chiroptera; Vespertilionidae
Source: the annotation of a GenBank genome assembly